GUUAAAGGAACCUCGGCUAGGCUAGUUAGCACCGUGUUGUCGUGGCGACAUGUUCAGGUAAAGGUUGUGUUUUCAGCUUCAGGAAGACACAGAUGCCACUGACGUCAUGACAGCUGCCUUGGUGUGUGGAGCUGUGGUGUUUCCAGGGCUCUUCUUCAGCUUCAGGAAGGUCCUCAAAUACACCUGGACGGAGUGGAGCGACGCCGACGUCGUUUCUGUCAGUGAGAGACUGCUUUCUGCUGUCCAUGCAUCCUUGGCCACUGCAGCCGGAGUCAUGGUUGUUUCCUCCUGCAGGGAUGUGAUGACUGACAGUCACUGGCUGGUGAACAGCUUUGUCCUGUUGGGAGCUCCCUACAUGGUCUUUGACAUCUACGCCAUGUAUCUGAGCCACUACCACACUGAGAGGACCAGAGAUGGAUCCAGAGCUGUCAGGGGACACUCUCUUCAUACAGUCAGAGCUUUCCUCCGCAGGGAUUGGAUGCUGGUUCUCCAUCAUGUGGCCCUGCUUCUUGUUUUCAUGCCCAUCACACUGUGUUUCAGGAGAGGGCUGGGGGAUUUCUUCAUUGGCUGCCUGUUCAUCACAGAGCUCAGCACUCCCUUCGUCUCUAUAGGAAAGAUUCUUAUUCAGCUGCACCUUGAUGACUCCAAGCUGCAUAGAAUCAACGGCCUCAUUGUGCUCCUGACCUUCUUCACGUGUCGCAUCCUGCUCUUCCCUUUCAUGUACUGGAUGUACGGCCGGCAGUUCGGCAUUCCUCUGCACAGAGUGGCCUUUCACCUGCCUGUGCAGUGCAACGUGGGUAACCUGGUGCUCCUGGCUCCACAGGUCUACUGGUUCAUCCUGCUGCUGAAGAAAGCUCAGAGGCUUUACCUGAGGCAGAGGAGGCAGCAGGGUGACAAAGACAGGAUGAAGGCUGACUGAGGUGUUGGGUCUGUUUAAUUUAUGCCACCAAGACCAACAGAACAGUUAUUAUGGGUUUUUACCAAAAGCUUCAUGAGGAGCGAAACUUUGUCAACUGCAUCAGUGCAAAAAAGUUCUGGAUGUAAAUGUUAAACCUGCACUGGGUAGCCACACUGGCCAGUGGUCAUGUCUCUAUUAAAAGCUGGUGGAUUACAUUUAUUUCCAGACCAGAACCACAGGGUGUCCCUGUGUUAGCACACCAGCAGAGUCUGCACAACAUAUAAUCAGUUCAAUUCUUCUGCUUGUUCUUCCUAGAACCGGGUUGGACUGCCAGGUUUAUACAGUUUGAGUUGGGAAGGGAGAAUGAUCAGCCUGGAGAACGAAUCUGAUACAUGUUUAAUAUGAAUUUAUUUUUCAAUGCAUUUAGGCCACUUUAUUAGGUACAUGUUGCUGGUACCAGGCUGGACACACAUUUGUCUCAAAAACUGCCUUAAUUCUUUAUGGUAUAAAUUCAGCAAGGUGUAAAACUUUCUUCAGAUUCUGGUCCAUAUUGACGUGAUAGCAUAACAGUUUCUGCAGAUGAAUGUCCUCUUCCACCACAUUCCAAUGAUGAUCUACUGGACUGAGAUCUGGUGACUGUUGGCCAUUGAAGCAGUGAACUCAUGGUCAUCUUCAAGAAACCAGUUUGAGAUGAUCUGAGCUUUGAGACAUGGUGCAUCGCCCAGCUGGAAGUACACUGGUUAAUAGUUAGGAUCAAUUGGAAUGGAUGUACCUGACUUGAAAUCUGUAUGAUUCCACUGAAUUGACUUUAUAAAGUGCCUUGAGACGACAUGUGUUGUGAAUUGGAGCUUUAUAAAUAAAACUGAAUUGAAGUAGCCAUCAGAUGGGCACUUUGUUUUUCAGCCUGGCUCAAAGGAUACAGCAAAAAUGAGAUUAAACAUUUAUAAAAGAAAAA
Molecule: messenger RNA, 1853 nt
Organism: Girardinichthys multiradiatus
Lineage: Eukaryota; Metazoa; Chordata; Actinopteri; Cyprinodontiformes; Goodeidae
Product: TLC domain-containing protein 3A-like
Exons: 5
Coding region: 107-919 (270 amino acids)
Biological process (GO): lipid homeostasis
Cellular component (GO): endoplasmic reticulum; membrane
Source: RefSeq, a predicted model, not a curated record